CAGCAGCAAUUGCAAUGGCAAUGGCACGGAAAAGCGGUCGGCCACAGCUGACCGCAGCACAGCAGCUGGAGCGGAAGCAUCAUGAGGCCUACUUCCAGCAAAUGAGAGAGCUGGAGCAUGAGAAAAGGGUGCAGCGUGUCCAGCAGCUCAAGGUGAUGUGGGAGGCCGAAGAUCGUGCUGAGCAGAAGCGUGUCACACAGAUGCUGAAGGAGGAGGAGCAUGAGCAGCGUAUCGAAGAAGCCAUCCAGAGGGCAGAGGAGAAUAAAAGGCUGAGAGAACUGGAGCUGGAACAGGAAGAAAAACUGGCAGCUGAGUUAGCAAGAUUAAACCAUGACAAAGUUAAAGAUGAAAAGAUGAGGCAGCAAAUAAAAGAGAACAGUAUUGAACUCCGGGAGCUGGAGAGGAAGCUGAAAUCUGCUUAUAUGAACAAAGAGAGAGCUGCCCAGAUCGCUGAGAAAGAAGCUCUAAAAUAUGAAAAAAUGAAGAGUGAUGCAGAGACAUACAAGGCCAUGAAGGAAGAGCAGGAGAGAGCAGCAAAAGAGGAGAGCAGCGCUGAAGCAAGGCAGAAUCAGGCAAAGCUGCUCUAUCAGCAAGAACUGGAGAAACAGCUUGAAGAGCGAGAAAGACGGAAGCAGGCAGCCUAUGAGGAGUUCCUAAGGGAGAAACUCUUGAUCGAUGAAAUUGUGCGAAAGAUUUACGAUGAAAAUGAAAAAGCAAAACAAGAAAGGCUAGAAAAAAAGAGAGCAACUCAGAGAUUUAUAGAAGAAUUCAAAAAGGAUCAAGCAAUACGAAAGAGAAGGCAGCGUGAAGAGAUGGAGGAGGAAAACAGGAAACUACUGGAAUUUGCCAACAUGUGGCAAGAAAGAGAAGACAACAGGAUGGCAAAAGUCCACGAAACUGAGGAGAAAAAACGAAAGCUCCAGCAAAUGCUUACAGAGGCUCUUGAAAAAGAACAAAAAGAGCGAGAAGAACUUGAACAAAUCCGAGCAGAACUGUACCAUGAAGAACAAGCAGAGGCAGAUAGAAAGAGGGAGAUGGAGGAUAUGGAGAAGAAAAUUAGGCAGCGUUUAGAGUUGCGGAAGUCAUACGAAGAACAACUGGCCAUGAGGGAGGUGUUGCUGCAGGCAAUGAAAGAGGAGGAGGCCAUCUUCCGCCAAACCAUGCUUGCUAAGUUUGCAGAGGACGAUCGUAUUGAAAAGAUGAAUGCUCAGAAGCGAAGAAUGAAGCAGCUGGAGCACAGGAGGGAAGUAGAGCAGCUUAUCGAGGAUCGGCGCAAGCAGUUCCUGGCCGACAAGGAGCGUGAACUGGAGGAAAGACAGUUAGACGAAAGAAGGAAAGGAAUCAUUAGUGACAUCAUUGAGGAAGAGCGACAGAAACUUCUUAAGGAACAUGCUGUUAAACUAUUGGGGUAUCUUCCCAGAGGAAUCCUUAAAGAUGAGCAAGAUGUUGACAUGCUUGGAGAAGAGUUCCGGCAAGCUUAUCAGAAGAACAAAGGUGAUGGGCUUACAGGAGGCAGCUGAGACUUGAUUUUGCUUCGGGAUGUACUGCAAGAGGCUGCCUGAUGGCAUAGACGGCAACACGCUAGCUGCAAAGAUGUCUUUCUUCUAACCCACUCCAUGUAUAUUUCAACUGGGUUGAUUUCUGUAGUGAUAAAUUACUUCUUUCACAA
Messenger RNA from Varanus komodoensis (Komodo dragon), 1669 nucleotides. It is a transcript of the gene MNS1, whose product is annotated as meiosis specific nuclear structural 1. The transcript has 10 exons. The record is from RefSeq and is a predicted model, not a curated record. Gene Ontology annotation, cellular component: motile cilium. Gene Ontology annotation, biological process: cilium organization. Lineage: Eukaryota; Metazoa; Chordata; Lepidosauria; Squamata; Varanidae. Bases 15 to 1520 code for a protein of 501 amino acids.